ACCUUUAACUAGCUUGACAUUUUUGGUUAUAGAGGGUUUAGCACAGAGGAAAUAUGUAGUAUUAGAUCAUAGGAUAGAUAAAAAAGAAGACUGUGGGAUGUAUUUCCCAGAAGUGAAAAAACAUCCAGAGAAAUAUUUACAAAGAUGUCCCGAGUCUGUAAAAAAGUGGCUGAAACAACUGAAGAGUGCUGGGAAGAUUCUGCUACUAAUUACAAGUUCUCACAGUGACUAUUGCAGGCUCCUCUGUGAACAUAUUCUUGGGAAUGAUUUUGAACAGUAUUUUGACAUUGUGAUCACAAAUGCUUUGAAACCUGGUUUCUUCUCCCAUACCCCAAACCAAAGACCUUUCCGAACUCUUGAGAAUGAUGAGGAGCAGGAGGCUCUGCUAUCCCUGGACAAGCCCGGCUGGUAUUCCCAAGGUAAUGCUAUCCAGCUUUAUGAACUACUGAAGAAGAUGAUUGGCAAGUUGGAUCCCAAGGUUGUUUAUUUUGGUGACAGCAUGCACUCAGAUAUUUUCCCAGCACAUCACUACAGCAACUGGGAAACCGUCUUUAUCUUAGAGGAGCUUCUAGGGGACAAAAUUGUGGUGCCUGCGGAGACUGAAUCUGAGCCCUUGGAGAAGAAAGGAAAAUAUGAGGAAGAUCAGCCUGAAACUCCUUACUUUGUGUCUAAACAGUGGGGAUCUUUCUUCGUGGACAGAUUGCCAGGCCUGGAAAAUGCAGAGGAAACCUUAAUUCGCACAUGGUCAUGUAGAUGUAUUAGCACUUACAGCACUAUUGCAAUCCCUAGUCUUGAAGCAAUAGCAGAUUUACCACUGGAUUACAGAUUUACACGAUUUUCCACAAAUAGCUCAGCAACUGCUGGGUACUACCCAAGCCCUCCAAGGGAGCUGCUGCAACAUGAGGAUUCAGUGACUAUGAAAUAG
Messenger RNA from Merops nubicus (carmine bee-eater), 925 nucleotides. It is a transcript of the gene NT5DC1, whose product is annotated as 5'-nucleotidase domain containing 1. Gene Ontology annotation, molecular function: 5'-nucleotidase activity. The annotation marks the transcript as partial. The transcript is spliced from 7 exons. NCBI's taxonomy places the organism in Eukaryota, Metazoa, Chordata, Aves, Coraciiformes, Meropidae. The record is from RefSeq and is a predicted model, not a curated record.